Eriocheir sinensis (Chinese mitten crab) is the source of this 2403-nucleotide messenger RNA. RefSeq lists its product as uncharacterized. The record is from RefSeq and is a predicted model, not a curated record. The coding region runs from base 209 to 1075 and encodes 288 amino acids. Lineage: Eukaryota; Metazoa; Arthropoda; Malacostraca; Decapoda; Varunidae. The transcript has 2 exons.
CGGCAAGGCGGUGGUGUUAGUGGUGGCGGCGGUGACUGGUGGCGGUGGUGGGUUCCCUUCUGUCGCAGUAUGUUUAGUUUCACGAGAGGAUGCGGUUGGUCAGUAACCUUCUCUUCGCCCGGGCACAGUAACCUCAAGAGAACAAGAACAAUAAGAGGGAAGGACCAGAGUGUAUCACCAAGCACAGCUGCGGGAGGCGGCAGCAGGGAUGGACCAACAACUCUCGUGCCCCGCCGUGCCGGAGUGGGACGAGGAGGGCUUCCCUUUGGCGUUGGGCGAGUUCGGACCAGCCGCACAAUAUGGACCGGACGAGGAGAAUGGGGAGUGGGUGCAGGAGGAGGUGUAUGUCCUGAGACACCUGCCGCAAGACACCUUUUCCUGCCCCGGUCCUAGCCCGCGCCUCGUCCGGGAGAUGGUUCAAAUCCACUGGCCGCUGCAGCGCCGGCACGUUUUCCGAGGGUACGCACAAGACGUACUCUUACGGCUGAACGACGACUUGGCGCGAGAACACACCCGGCACUCUCAUUUUACACAUCGCCAGAGUGACCUCGAGGGAUUGAAGACGCGGCCCAUGUUCCAGAUUCCUCCAGAAAUCCUCAAUGACCGGCCUUACAAGGCCACGAGACCCAUCAAGACCAAGAUCUACUACAUCAGCAUCUGGAAGGAGUUCAUCUAUGGCCCGUCGGUGUUGAUGCUGGAGCGGCAAUGCCUCACCCACCGCGAGCUGGGCUGCAUCAAGCCGCUCACCUUCAGCCUGGGAAAGUUCUUCAAUCGAAGAGUCGUUGACUGGUCUCUGUACGUGUUGUUCUUUGCCAUCUGCUUCGUCUAUUGCUUCAUCUUUCACGACAUCCUGGAGGUGGGCCUCAACCUGCUCUACGUCAGCCACCUGUCCAUCCACAUGCUGGCCAACUCCUCCAACAUCGAGGUUAAGUUCACGGGCAGCUUCUUCCAGGGCCCCGCCUACGCCUUCAUCAGGUUACUCUGCCAGCACUGUGCCCAGGAGGAAAACGCCAAGGUGAUGCGGCGCCACAUGGCCAAAAUGAGACAGGAUAUCAUGAACGCAGAAGUGACGUAAUAUUGCUGUUUAUGUGUGAAGAGGAUUUUAAUUUUCGAAGUUCGCAAAACUCCGUUGUGACACUCAACACAAGCCUCAGGAAGGCUUUUAUAGUAUGUCAAUUUGCAAUGAACAUAACAUCUUGCAGAAUCCUUACGUCACCCCCACUGCAUACCUCUCACACCAUCCCCCUCGUGGCAUCCCUCACAUCACUCUUCUCUCCAUAGCUCACAUUUCACCUCUCCGAUCAUCCCUCUCACAUCAUCACUCUUACGUCUUCUCAUGUUAUCUCUCACGUCUUUUCUCUCACGUCAUGCCUCGCGUCGCUUCAACCCUCCCGUCAGCCCUCUCAGGUCACACUGACUUUACUCUCCCACAACACAUUCACGAAUGGGCAUGCAUCGUCAUUCACUGUUUUCUCAUUCACCAUUCAUCAUUAUCCAUUCGCAUCAUCCUUACUAAUGCAUCGUAUACUCCACCCCAUUCACUCAUUCACCAUUCCUCAUCAUUCUUUCACGCCCUUCUCAUUCUGGCAUAUUCUAACUACAUGUUGUUUAUUGUUCCCCAUAUAACACCCAUUCCCUAGUCACCAUUUUUCCCUCUCCCAUUUUCAUACUUCUGUCAUUCACUCUUGCAUACUUACUCUUCCAUACAUUUUCUCAUACUCCUGUUAUUGUCAUUUACUCUUCCAUACAUUAAUAAAACCCUGUCCACCAUUUUAUCAUACUUCCAUCAUUCUUUCUUACAUUACACCGUGUUUACAAUUUCCUCAUCUUCCUCUCACUCACUCUUGCAGACACUAAUAGAACCCAGUCCACCAUUUCCUUGUUCACCAUUCUCUGCACCCGUUCCCAUCCUCCUCUCAUUCUCUCCUGCAAAUAUGUCACCCUCUUCGCCAUUUCCUCAUACUCUUCCCAUUCACUCUUGCAGACAUUAAUAAAACUGUAUCCACCAUUUCCUUAUUCACCAUUUUUCGCACCCAUACUCAUCAUUCUAUCAUUCUCUCAUCCACGUGUUCACCCCUUCCUCAUACUCCAUCUAGUUACUCUUGCAGACAUUAAUAAAACUGUAUCCACCAUUUCCUUAUUCCCUUUUUUUCGCACCCAUACUCAUUCUAUCAUUCUCUCUUCCAUAUCGCGUUCACCCCUUCCUCAUACUCCUCCCAUUCACACUUGCAGACAUUAAUAAAAGCGUAUCCCCCAUUUCUUUCCCCCCAUUUCCUACCUCCCAUUCCUACGUCGGAGAAGUUCAAAGGCGUAUUUUAAGGCAGAGUAGUUUUCCCAUCUCGCCAAUAUAAAUAUGUUUUUCCGGAUCAUUUACGUUCGAGUAUAUAGAAAAUAUAUUUGUUU